AUGGUGCUGACGUUAGACUACGAGGACCGCGGGCGCGAGUCACCGGACUCCGAGCCUGACUCGGGGUCCGGGUCCGAGUUCGAGCCUCCAGAAGUACUAGACGAGGAUGAACAGGACGAACAAGACGAACCGGCAGCCGAUGUCCUUCCUCCUAUUAUUGAGAAUAGGGAGGACGUCGGCUCCGACGCCGAGUCUUCCCUCCGCAACGACCACUACGACGGAGCCAAGGAAGACGAGGACGAGCCGGAAGUUAUUGAGGCGGAGCACAUUCCGGCCAGCUUGGCGUGGUACCAGCGCGAGCUGACCGCACACACGCUCAACUCGCAACAACACUUCGCCGGUCUACACUCCGAGAGCUACGCAGGAGACGACUUCAAGCGGUCCUUCGUCGGCUCGGAGGCGUGGAGUGGGAGCGAGAAGGCUGCGUUCUUCGCUGCGAUUGCGCGACAUUCCCGCUGGCGACCAGAUCUUAUUGCGGAAGACUGCGGGAAGAGCGAGCACGCCGUUCGCUUAUAUAUCGAGCAGCUGGAGCGGGGGCAGCGGAGAACGAGACGCCGGCCGACCGACGACACAGAUAGUCGGGAGGUUGUGGAAGUCUCUUCUGCCUUCGUGGAGCGCGAGGAAGGCUUUGCUGCCGAGCUACUGUCACUUUCCCAGCCAAAGCAGCGCAUCAAUGCCGGCUAUUGGAGCUGGACGGACGACUUACGCGGACAACUGAGCUCAUUGCAACAGGCUCUCGAUGCAGAGGAGGAAGUUCAAUCAGCCCCUAUCCCGGUGAUCGAACUAGGCGAGGACGACCUCGCUAUCCAGGCGCUCCAAUCGAUCCCGAAACUCACGCGCACGGCACACCAGAAGAAACAACUACGCCAUCUCCUGAACCGGAAGCGCAACCGUACCGCCUAUCGUCGCAAAAUACUUCGCAGCGAGGGAUGGACGGAUGAGCGGAUAGCGGAGGGCGGUGGUGCCGACACUGUCUUCGAACGUGAACAGGAACUCAAGGCGCGCGACAAGCGUCCGGGAGCUAAGCGCAAGGUGCCCGCCGAUGUUCCCGGCCUGCCCAUGGAUGCUGCAGCCAAGAGUAUGAAGGACUGCGGCGCCGUGAAGGCUGUCAAGGAUCGGGGUCUCGACGUGUUUGAUUACAACACGCUGGCCCUGUACACGGGUGAACGUCAGGGCGAGAGAGAACAACUGCCCAACGGUGUCUCCGAUGAGGAGAGGCAGGACGGCGAGGUGCUCGAGGUGGACGAUCCUGACGAGCUUGACUCGAACUCGGACACUGGCCGCCACCCGCCAGCCCACCAGUCCUCAGCAUUCCAGGCGAAGGAAUCUGACGAGCAAGGAGUAUUAUUGCCGUCAAUUAACCUGCCUGUCAUGCAGCAUCUCUACGCCGAGAUGCUCGCGUAUCUGAAGCCGCUUAUUUAUCAGGCUAUCGUGAUCGCAGAGGCGCAGUCGCGUCAAGUCCAGAGCGAAGAGCCUGGAGUGACGGCGUCGCAUGUGCUGGCAGCACUCCGUCUGCGCGACCAGCUGGAGGUCGACUCGGACAGCGACAGCGCUUUCUCCAGUCCGACAAGUGCUGUCUCCGACCUCCCCAGCACAGCUGAGAGUCCCGAGGAUGGCUCUACUAGACCAAAACGGCGACUCUCAGGCUCCCUCUCCCCAAUCUCAAGGGCAGAGGCACAGCUUCCAACAUGGGGCGACUUCCCUCCGCCCUUGCCGUACGAUUCGAGCCCGGUGUCAUCACACACGCCGCUCUCGCCCGAGUCGCCGGAGAGGCUUCUGCCGUCCCUGCCUCUGUCACCCGAGACGCCGACGCGACCGACCCACCCCAGAUGGGAAGUGGACAACACGCCUCAGCCUGUCCCGGAGUUCUCCCUCCUGUCACCAGACACGACGACAUCUGGGCCCUCUCGCACGUCUCGAGUCUCUGGCUUUCCGCAGGACGAGCUCCCGUCCUUCCCAAUCGCGCACCCCGAGCCCAACUAUCUGGACGAAGGGACCGACGAGGAGGACGAGGCGAUCGAAGCGGCGCUGCGCCGAUACCAUAAGUCGGCCGACCGCGCCUGGGACAGACUGUACGCCCACGGCCUACGGAAUGCAGCCAAACCCGACCCGUUCGCGACGCCGACGCCGUUUUCGCAAUCACAGUCUCGGCGCUCCACGCCUCGAUCUCGAUCGCGCUCCCGCUCCCGCUCCAGUCGGUCGGCAUCCCUGGCCCCCGAGCCGGACGAGGAAGCCAGGCGGGAGCGGAAGAGGCAGAAACGCGCUCAGGAUAAGUUGGACCGCGCCUCUGAACGCGCCGAGGAUGACUUUGCGCGCUACGCCAGCGUGAGGGAUACGCUGCUGAGGAGGCGGGAGAGGCGGCGGGCGCAGCUGAAACGGCUCAAAGACACGGAGCGGACGAAGAAGAGGCGAAGACUCAAGCCGCCGGCUGACGAGUUUGAUGACGAGGAGGGCGAGGUCGUCCUCCCCGAAGAGGAGAGGGGGCCGAUCCUCGAUGAGAUCAUCGGCACGACGGAUGAGGAGGACGAGGAGGGCGAGGAGGGCGAUGGGGAGGGUUCCGUCGCUGGCAUUCUGGAGGCUGACGGUGAGGACGCUGACGGCGAGGAAGCCGUGGCCGACGACCCGGCUGAGGAGGCUGGCGAAGACGGUGCCCUCGACGAAGACGAGAACGAGGACGAGAAGGAGGAGCGUCUUCACAACACCUCAGACUACGAGGAUGAGAAGGAGGAGGGUGCCGCUCCGUCUGACGAGUCCGAGGACGAGUCUGACGGAGACGGCGCGCUCGAUGAAGACGAACCAGAAGCCGACGGCGCCCUCGACGAGGACGAGCCCGCUGACGAUAGCUUCUAA
Molecule: messenger RNA, 2850 nt
Organism: Trichosporon asahii var. asahii CBS 2479
Lineage: Eukaryota; Fungi; Basidiomycota; Tremellomycetes; Trichosporonales; Trichosporonaceae
Exons: 2
Coding region: 1-2850 (949 amino acids)
Source: RefSeq, a predicted model, not a curated record